UGCGCCAUGUCAGAUUCCAACCAGACCCACUUUUUCAACCCCUCCACCUUCAUCCUGCUGGGCAUCCCAGGCCUGGAGACGGCCCAUGUCUGGAUCUCCAUCCCCUUCUGCAUCAUGUACAUUGUAGUCAUCUUGGGGAACUUCACCAUCCUGUUCAUUGUGAAGAGGGAGCCGAGCCUCCAUGAGCCCAUGUACUAUUUCCUCUGCAUGCUGGCCAUCACCGACCUGGUCCUGUCCACGUCCACCCUGCCCAAAGUGCUGAGCAUCUUCUGGUUCAAUUCCAGGGAAAUCGAUUUCAGUGCCUGCCUCACCCAGAUGUUCUUCAUUCACAGCUUCUCCAUGGUGGAGUCUGGGAUCUUCAUGGCUAUGGCUGUGGAUCGCUACGUGGCCAUCUGCCAUACCCUGAGAUAUUCCACCAUCCUCACGAACCAUGUGGGGGCCAAGAUGGGUGUGGCUUUAGUGCUGCGUGGCUGUGUGCUGGUGCUGCCUAUUCCCUUCCUGGCUCAGCAAUGGCCAUAUUGCAGAACCAACAUUAUCGCCCAUUCGUACUGUGAGCACAUGGCCGUGGUGAAGCUGGCCUGUGCGGACAUCAGCCUCAGUAAUUAUUACAGUCUCUCUGUGGCUCUGCUUGUUGCUGUUCUGGAUUUCAUUUUUAUUGUCAUAUCCUAUAUUCAGAUCCUCAGGACCAUAUUCAGCCUCCCCACAAAGGACGCCCGGCUGAAGACUUUUGGGACCUGCGGCUCCCAUCUCUGUGUCAUUUUGGUCUCUUAUGUCCCAUCUCUCUUCUCCUUCCUCACACACCGGUUUGGCCAGAAUGUGCCCCUGUAUUUCCACAUUCUCAAUGCCAGUGUGUAUCUCCUGGUGCCCCCCAUGCUGAACCCCAUCAUCUAUGGGGUGAGGACCAAGCAGAUCCGGGACAAGCUGCUCAAGCUCUUUACUCAUAAAGGGAAUUAA
This is a messenger RNA of Pelodiscus sinensis (Chinese soft-shelled turtle), 954 nucleotides long. RefSeq names its product olfactory receptor 52E4-like. Gene Ontology annotation, cellular component: plasma membrane. The record is from RefSeq and is a predicted model, not a curated record. Gene Ontology annotation, biological process: G protein-coupled receptor signaling pathway. Gene Ontology annotation, molecular function: olfactory receptor activity; G protein-coupled receptor activity. NCBI's taxonomy places the organism in Eukaryota, Metazoa, Chordata, Testudines, Trionychidae.